AUGGCUAGGGAUACUCGCUCACCAUCGCCUGUAGGCAGCACCCACUCGUUCAAACGAAGCCGCAGGGAUGAGGACCGGAAUGAUAGAAGUCGGUGGGAUGAGGUGAAGGGACAUCGGAGGUCACGAAGUCCUGAUAGGCGAUAUCGUGACCGCGAUCGGGAGAGAAAUUCUUAUCGAAGACGAGACCGUUCGCGCGAUGAUCGCCGGGACGACUGCCGGGACGAAGACUCGUAUCGCCCCACUAAAAGAGACCAUUCCAGAACUGGAUAUCGAUCCCGUGAUCGAGACGACGAUAGAGACUAUCGUCAGAGAAGUCGCGACAGAGAACGUCGAAGCAGGCGAGAUGAUUCCCGUGACCGGGCCCGGAGAAGACGGGGCGACUCUCCUGAUUCCAGGCGUGAUUCUAAACGAGACGAUAGCAGAGAACGAGUUUUAAACAAGGGUUCUGGCAUCAAAUCCCAAGAGACCUCGAAACCCUCUACGCCAGCGCCUACUCCUGCACAAACCGACGAGGAAAAAAAGGCUGAAAGGAGAGCGAAGUUUCAAGCUUGGAAAGAAAAAGUCGCAGCAGAGCGAGAGCGGAAAGAAAAGGAACUUGCAGCUUCAGGUGGAGCGAGGAGUAUUCUUGAUGAGAUUGAUAAAAAGAUCUCAUUGCCUCAAAGGGUCGCAUCUCCCGAUGCUGCAACAAUCUCUCCCACGGCUGAACCUGCACCUACCCCAUAUGCUGGAAAAUUUGAUCCUAAGGCAAUUGCAAAAAAGGCUGCUGCAUCAUCUACAGAACCGUCGCUGUUGGGCAAGGACAUAGCCAUCCCAAGUAUCUCUACGUCCUCUGCACCAUUCACUCAUCCGAUUGCCGCGAGCAAGGCCAACGAAUCUUCUGUUUCUGCAAGUGCUACCCCUUCAGCAACAUCACUGAAAGCCAGAGGAACCAUAAGUGGCUUUGGCCUAGGUGUUAAACCGGUCUCAGAAACAGACAAAACUUCUUCUAAGAGAGCUUUGGAUUUUGGUGAAGAGGAAUCAACACAGCGGAAACUGGCAAAGCUUCCCGAUACUCCGUUGGAAGAUGUAAACGAGCAAAAUUCCAUCGGGGCAGUCGAUGGCGCUGAUGAAGAUGAUGACGAUGUUGAUAUCCACGAUGGUGGAACGGAGGAAGAGAAUGCUGCCGCCGCAAGAGCAGCCGCAGAAAAGCGAGAGGAACGACUGCAAAGCCAAGGCCUUGUGCGGCAGGUUCAGCUCGAUGUUCUACCUGAAGGUGCGGCCUCUAACGGUCCCAAUGGCGAUGUUGCCAUGCCAGAUGCUGCUGGAGACACUGCCCCUCCUGUCGCGAUGGACGUGGAGGAAGAAGAAGAAGAAGAAGAAGAAGAAGCUGACCCACUAGAUGCAUUCAUGUCUGGUCUUACCGAAUCUGACCCGACUCAAAAUGGCCGCAGCGGGGCGAAAUUCUCCAAAUCAAAACAACAACCUGAAGCAAUAUUUGGAGACGAAGAUGAUGUAGAUAUGAACGCUAUUGAUCCCGAAGCAGAUGAUUUCCUAGCAAUUACCAGCAAAGCAAGGAAAAAGAAAGAUUUACCGCUGGUGAACCAUGAAAAGAUGAAUUACGAACCGUUCCGUAAAGCAUUUUAUGCUGAGCCGGUUGAUUUAGCGGGGCUUACGGAAGAGGAAGUCGCAGCUUUGAGAUUGGAGCUUGAUGGGAUAAAAGUACGUGGAGUUGAUGUCCCGAAACCCGUGCAGAAAUGGUCCCAAUGUGGACUGGGAGUCCAGACACUAGAUGUCAUUCGGAAACUUAACUACGAAAACCCAACGUCAAUUCAAUCUCAAGCAAUUCCUGCAAUCAUGUCAGGAAGAGAUGUGAUAGGAGUGGCCAAAACCGGGUCUGGCAAGACUAUCGCAUUUCUGCUCCCCAUGUUCCGACAUAUCAAAGAUCAACGGCCCCUAGAAAACAUGGAAGGUCCAAUAGGGCUGAUAAUGACCCCAACACGGGAAUUGGCAACUCAAAUUCAUAAGGAAUGCAAACCUUUCCUAAAGGCGUUGAAUCUUCGAGCGGUUUGUGCAUAUGGAGGAGCCCCGAUCAAGGAUCAAAUCGCUGAAUUAAAACGGGGGGCGGAAAUUAUCGUCUGCACGCCUGGAAGAAUGAUUGAUCUUCUCGCUGCAAAUGCUGGGCGUGUAACGAAUUUGCGGAGGGUGACAUAUGUGGUGUUGGAUGAGGCGGAUCGAAUGUUUGACAUGGGCUUUGAGCCGCAGGUGAUGAAGAUCCUGGGAAAUGUCCGGCCACAGAGACAAACGGUUUUGUUCUCAGCCACCUUCCCGCGCAACAUGGAAGCGCUUGCUCGAAAGACGUUAACCAAACCAGUGGAAAUUGUCGUUGGCGGAAGAAGCGUUGUUGCGCCAGAAAUCACACAGAUUGUAGAAGUCCGCAAUGAAGAUACUAAAUUUGUGCGACUCUUAGCUCUACUCGGUGACCUUUACGCAGAUGACAACAACGAGGACGCUCGUACUUUGAUCUUCGUUGAUCGGCAGGAAGCGGCGGAUGGUCUGCUCCGCGACCUUAUGCACAAGGGUUACCCGUGCAUGUCUAUCCAUGGAGGUAAAGAUCAAGUUGAUCGGGACUCCACAAUAGCUGACUUCAAGGCUGGUGUAUUUCCUAUACUUAUUGCGACCUCAGUUGCGGCUCGCGGUCUCGAUGUAAAACAAUUGAAACUUGUCAUAAACUACGACGCUCCCAACCAUCUGGAGGACUACGUUCACCGGGCUGGCCGAACUGGGAGGGCGGGCAACACUGGAACUGCAGUGACGUUUUUGACUGAAGUCCAGGAACGAUAUUCGGUAGAUAUAUCCAAAGCAUUGAAACAGAGCGGCCAACCAGUGCCUGAAGCCGUACAAAAAAUGGUCAAUUCGUUUAUCGAAAAGGUCAAAGCAGGAAAAGAGAAGGCAAGUGGCUCUGGGUUUGGUGGGAAGGGACUAGAGCGUCUCGACCAGGAACGUGAUGCAGCUCGAAACCGUGAACGGAAAACGUACAAAACUGGUGAAGAAGGUGAAGAAGAGGAAAAAGAGGAUAAGAAGGAUAAGAAAGAAGAUAUAUUUUCCAAGGCGGCCUCUGCCGUCCAAGCUGCAUCCAUUCCGGCACCAACACCAGGCGUUCCCAAGGGGAUUGAUCUGGAUGGCAAGAUCACGGUUCACAAAACCGAAAAGCCUACUACGUGCUCUUCAAAUAAUCCUCUCGACAAAGUUGGCUCCGCGGUGGCCGAUAUCCAUGCUCGGUUGAACAAGGCUGGCGUCAUGCGGUCCGGUGUACCCAUCGACAAUAAGGGUCCUGAUGCUGGAGCGUUCCACGCCACCCUAGAAAUCAACGACUUUCCGCAGAAAGCAAGAUGGGCCGUCACCAACCGAACGAAUGUUGCGAAAAUCCUCGAGGCCACAGGGACGUCAAUCACAACUAAAGGCAGCUUUUACCCAGCAGGCAAAGAGCCUCAGCCGGGCGAGAACCCCAAGCUAUACAUUCUUGUUGAAGGAGACACAGAAUUGGUUGUUACCAAUGCAAUGCGGGAACUCAUGCGCCUUUUAAAAGAAGGAACUAUUGCUGCUGCAGACAGUGAAGCUAGAGCUCCGGCCAGCGGCAGGUAUAAUGUUGUGUAG
Paracoccidioides brasiliensis Pb18 is the source of this 3633-nucleotide messenger RNA. Its product is annotated as pre-mRNA-processing ATP-dependent RNA helicase PRP5. Gene Ontology annotation, molecular function: nucleic acid binding; RNA helicase activity; ATP binding. The record is from RefSeq and is a predicted model, not a curated record. The transcript is spliced from 5 exons. Gene Ontology annotation, biological process: mRNA splicing, via spliceosome. The coding region runs from base 1 to 3633 and encodes 1210 amino acids. Gene Ontology annotation, cellular component: nucleus.